Molecule: messenger RNA, 3941 nt
Organism: Equus caballus (horse)
Lineage: Eukaryota; Metazoa; Chordata; Mammalia; Perissodactyla; Equidae
Product: NKG2-A/NKG2-B type II integral membrane protein
Biological process (GO): stimulatory C-type lectin receptor signaling pathway; positive regulation of natural killer cell mediated cytotoxicity
Cellular component (GO): plasma membrane; external side of plasma membrane
Molecular function (GO): transmembrane signaling receptor activity
Source: RefSeq, a predicted model, not a curated record
GAGCAUAGAUUUCACUAGUUAAAUGCCGGAAAGUGAACACAUACUUCUACUUUUGUAUAUACCUACAUACUUUUAUAUAUAACAUUAUUUAGUCGAAAAUAGCAGAGUGUAUGACUAUAGGAAUAGCAGAUAUAAGUGCUUCAAAUUUAAAAAGGUAACAGUGAACUUUACAUUGUUUGACAUCAUUAAUGAAUACUUUGUUACAAUUCUGUAAUGUGGCAAAUAGAAAAGGAGAGAUUAUCAAUUUAGUUUAUGAAAAAAUAAUAAAAUAUAAUAGAAAUACACAGAUAGCCAGCCAUCAUUAGCCAUUUUUAUAGAAGGCUCAAAUAUUAGUCCAGAUUACUAGGACAUAACUAUGGAUUUAAUUCCAUUUUUCUAGAUUUUAAAAAAUUAACAGUUUGAGAUUGUCUGAACUCAAUCUCCUAGUGACUGUAUUGAAAGUGGAUUUCCAUAGACAUGGUAGGUAAACAUUCUCCCUUUCCUUGAUACAAGAUGAAGAAUGAUGAAAAGGAUUCCAUUUGAUACAAACUAGAUCAUUUAGAUUUAAUGUUCUAUUUCUUUUGAUGCUCAUGUCACAUUUAACUUGUCUUUUAAAAGUCUGCUUUUUGGUCCUCUCAUUUUUUGGUUACGUGAAAUUUUAAAAAAUUAUCUCUGUCUUCCCCUUACAUGGCUAGACUUGGGUUUUGUCAUUUACUACAAAUGUUCUUAUUAAAAUACAGACAAUUAGUUAUGAUUGUAGGAUGUAUCAAUGAUAAUACAAUGAGUGGUUAUUUAAUAUCUCAAUCUCUGGCAUGGUGAUAUUUUUCCAUAUUUUUAAUGUUUUAUCCUUCCCAGAGACAAUUAUUUUCAUCGGGGAAAUCUAAAUAACGUAUUUAAAAUAAUAAAAUUGAAUGUAGGUAGUUUAAGAACUAGGGCAGAGAAUUGGAGAAGAUACAUUUGGGAACCAAUGUCUUUGCAACAGUUACAAUAAGGUUGAACAUAUAGUAAUUCUUCAGAAUAAUUAGUGACAAAUAUCAUUAAAUAUACAGUGUUAAUGGGAUUAUGAUUUAAGAAAUUUUUCCAUGAUAAUAGAAAUGACAUAACAAGGGUAUAAGGAAAAGAAGUAUGCGAUGCCAUAUUUUAGCAACUUGUCUGAAAGUAAAAUUUAAACAUCUAAGAUACUCUCAACAAGACCUAAGUUUUCAGUCUUAGUGAUUGAGAUGGAAGCAAAUUAACAGCAUGAGGUGAUCAAGUAUCUCUCGCCUGAUAUGUUUUAGAAUAGGGAAACAAUAUCUCAGAGGCACUUGCUCAUGUACAAAGUGAAUGACACACUACAAGCUCAAAGUUUCCUGUAUUCUGAAGGUAUGCGAGGACAUAAACUGUCUUCAAAAUAGCCCAGGUGUAAGAAUUUCCUGUUCAAACUUUAAGUGACACAUUGACGAGAAAUCUGCUUUCUCUCCUAUGGCUUCACGCUGCAUCUUCACCAGGCAGUGUGUGAAGACCGCAGUCUGUGAAGACCGCAGAUAUUGUUUGUUUACAGGAGUAACCUGGCCUCCCCCUACAGGAUGCACCACUUUCUGGCUAACAGAAGCUGCAGAGAUGAAUAACCAAAGAGAAAAAUACUCAGAAUUGAAUCUGGUGAAGGACACAAGGAGACAGCAAAUGAAGCCUAAGGGCACUAAAAGCUCCAUUUCAGUAACUGAACAGGAAAUAACUUAUGUGGAAUUAAACCUUCAAGAUGCCUCUCGGGAUCUUCUAGGGGAUGACAAGAACGACCACUGCAAAGAUUUACCGUCACCUCCAGGGAAGCUCGUUGCUGGGAUCCUGGGAAUCAUCUGCUUUGUUUUAUUAUCCACAGUGGUAACAAUGAUAGUUGUUACCAAAUCUACUUUAAUUCUGGAGCAGAACACUUCAACCCUGAUAACAAGGAACCAGAAAGAAUAUCAUUGUGGUCAUUGCCCGAAGGAAUGGUUAACAUAUUCCAACAAUUGCUAUUACAUUAGUAUUGAAAGAAAAGCAUGGAAUGAGAGCUUGAUGGCCUGUGCUUCUAAGAACUCUAACCUGCUUUAUAUAGAUAAUGAAGAAGAAAUGAAUGUUUUGAACUCCUUGAAUGUUUUUUUGUGGAUUGGACUCUCUCACAGCACCAGUAAAAAUGCAUGGCUGUGGCCAAAUGGCUCAACUUUCUCUUCCAAACUGUUCCCAGUAUCUUCAGGGAGGGAUAAGAAUUGUGUAUUCUUGGAUUUUCCCGAAAACAAACUUUCUCCUGGAUCUUGUUUAGAAACAAAAAUAUAUGUUUGUAAGCAUCAGGCACUUUAGCUUAAUUAAAUUUGGUGUAAUGUUACUGUGACCAUCUGUAGAGAAUAUAUUUGUAGUUUCUUGAAAAGCCAUAAAAUUAUUUUCUUAGAAUUAUUUUUUGUAUUUUUUUUAGAGUAGCUUUAAUUUCAUAACAAAAUCAAGAGGAAGAUACAGAGAUUUCCCAUAUGGCCCUUGUCCCUGCACAUGCACAGCCUCCUCAACUCUCAACAUCACUCACCAGAAUGGUACAUUUGUUACCAAGGAUGAAUCCACAUCGAUGUAUCAUAAUCACCUUAAGUCCAUAGUUUGCCUGGGGCUUCACUCUUGUUGUUGUAGAAUUAUUUUAAAAUCUUUAUUUAUAUUAUUUUUUAAAUAUAUAUCCAGGUACAUAUUAUAUGUUUCUUAAACUUUUACUAUUUACUAAAAUAAUCAUAUAUAAACAUCAAAACCUAAUAUCAAGAACUGUUAUUUCUAAGUCUCAAAAAGGUGAGUAAUUCCACUCAUAUUUUCAAAUUACUCCAUUUGUCCUAGACCUUGAAGUUGUUCAAAAUGAGAAUUCAAGAGCCUGGAGUGGUAAGGUGUGUAAGUCAGAGUCAACUCAAGAGACAGAAACUAGGGGAGGCCUGAUGGAAAGAAUUAUUAACUGUUUUUAGAGGGUAGCCUAGGAAGAGGGGAUAAUAGAAAAUUACGAAGAACACCUUAGGGUUAAAGGAGAGCCCCCUAGGAAGGAAUCUACUUUGCAGCCAGGUCUACUCCCUAAGGAUGGGUUUCAGAUAUCAUUGAAGACAGAGUGGCUGCAGACAACUUCAUGGCAGACAUGUUCACUGGAUUGCCCUGGGACAGAUUGGUUCCUCAGUCAGCAGGCUGAAAUUGGUGAGGAUGGAUCUCAGGCUGUGACUGGCAACCAGAAAGACAUCCCUGCCAGUGUUAGUAGGCAGAGGGUAGAGGGUAGGAAACUAUAAAUAGGACUGGACACAAAAACUUUCUGUAGAGUGAAUACCACAGCUGCAUGCAUACAGCGUGCCACCACCUUAUAGUAGCCAAAGGAGAGAGAACAUCAUGAAACCAGGAAGAAGAGCCUUUCUCCUGCAGUGCCUGUCCAGUGCCUUUAACUACACAACUUAGCAUAAUACGAGCUGACAAGGGAGAAAAGUUUAUAGGAUCUAGCUCCAUUAUCUCAGAACAGGGUUUGAAGGAUAGAUUUGGAGGUGAGAGUAAACAAAUUGUUAAUUGGCAGUCAAAGGUAUAUGCAACAACCACAAGGCUGUUGUACAAGAGUCGUUUGGAUGUACCCCACUUCCUCAAAGAAUGGAACCAACCUGUACCUUUAGAAUUUGUUUUAGUGCAGCAUGAUCAAUGGUUACAUUUAUUUUUGGCAGAGGUUGGCAUUUUCAUUGGGUAAUAAACAGUGCCCUUUGGUAUUUUUUACAUGUCUGUUCAUUUCCUCUACUGGAUUUCAGAUAUUUUAGAAGGUGUCUUGUUUUACUAAAUUUUCUAUUUCUUCACUUCUGUCGCUCUUUAUUAUCAUGAAUAUAAAAUAUUUUGAUGGAAAAAAUAAAAUGUUAAUGAGUAAAACAGUAAAUAAGUUGAUGAAAAUCUUUGUGUGGGUCAAGCAGCUGGUUAUCGACAGAAUUUGAGAUAAACUUUAGUAAGUUGACAAAAACUCA